CCACGUGAUCAGAACAACGUGUGACGCUGUCGGUGAAAAUGUCUGCCCCCUUGUAGGCAAUGCUUCUGUAAAGUAAACUACAGUACCGCGGUAGUAAUUGGACGUAUAAGCUUGUCAUAAACUAAAGUCACACAGUUAACCGGUGAUCAUAUAUUGGGAAUCUAUGAAAAAAUGAAGACAUUCUGUGGACGAGCGAACCCAACUACGGGUGCCCUAGAUUGGGUGGAGGAGAGUGAGGAAUACGACUAUCAUCAAGAGAUAGCAAGGUCCAGUUAUGCUGAUAUGCUUCAUGAUACCGAUCGGAACCAGAAAUAUUACGCGGGUAUCCGUGCAGCUGUGGCCAGAGUGAAGGCUCGUGGUGAGAAGGCGACGGUUCUGGACAUCGGAACGGGCACGGGCCUGCUCUCCAUGAUGGCACUCACAGCGGGGGCAGAUUUCUGCUACGCCGUAGAGGUGUUCAAGCCCAUGGCCGAGGCAGCAAAGUGCAUUGUGGAAAAAAACGGCUUCUCCGACCGCAUGAAGAUCAUUAACAAGCACUCCACAGAAGUCACUGUGGGGCCAGACGGGGACAUGCAGACGAGGGCUAACAUCUUGGUCACAGAGCUCUUUGACACUGAGCUGAUUGGCGAGGGCGCGUUGCCUAGCUACGAACACGCACACCAGAAUCUGGUGCAGGAGGGCUGUGAGGCCGUGCCACACCGGGCCACCGUCUACUCUCAGCUGGUGGAGUCUGAGCUGCUGUGGAGCUGGGGCCAGCUGCAGCCCGUGAUGGUGGAGGGGGCCCGCCUGGCCCCGCCCCCUGCCGUGACGCAGUGCGCCGGGGCCCACUCUGUCUGCGACAUCCAGCUCAGCCAGGUCUCCCCUGAACAGUUCACACCCCUGGGCCCUCUCUGCACCAUGUUCAGUCUGGACUUCAGUAAGCCUGUGAGCAGCGCUCCACAGUCCCACACCUCUCACUUUCCAGCCCAGGCCAGCGGCAGGGCCCAGGUGGUUCUGUCCUGGUGGGACAUUGACAUGGACCCCGAGGGCUCUAUCGUCUGCAGCAUGGCUCCCAGCUGGACCUACCCUCAACCCAAAGCCGCACCGUGGCGCGACCACUGGAUGCAGAGUGUUUACUUCCUGCCUACCGAAAGGAGUGUUGUGGAGGGGGAGGAGCUGAGCCUAACAGUCAUCCACGACGACUACAGCCUGUGGUACGGCCUGCAGACAGACAGCCAACAGGUGGGACUGAAGGAGCCCCCGCUGUGCCGGCCAUGUUGUACCUGCCACGCCCACCUGGUGUGGAACCGCCCACGCUUCGGAGAGCUCAAUGACGGCCGUCGCACGGAGAGCUACGUCAGAGCGCUGCGCAGCGUUUUGGAUGUAGACAGCGUCUGCCUGAGCGUUAGCGAUGGAAGCCUGCUGCCCGUCUUUGCUCACAUGCUCGGGGCCAAAAAGGUCUUCGGUUUGGAAAGUUCUAGAAUGUCUAAACGGGUUAUUGAACAGGUGUUGGAGGCCAACUCCAUGAAAGGCGGCAUGGAGCUCCUGGAGAUCAGAGCCGACCAGCUCAGCAGCAACGACCUGGGGGGACAACAGAUCUCCGUCCUGAUGGGGGAGCCUUACUACAGCACCAGCCUGCUGCCGUGGCACUCGCUGUUCUUCUGGUACUGCCGGACGGCGCUGGCCAAGCUCCUGCGUCCGGGGGCCGCCAUCCUGCCCCGCUCGGCCACACUGCGCGCCGCCGCCGUGGAGUUCCAGGAUCUUUGGAGGAUACGAGCCCCUUGUGGAGCGUGCGAAGGGUUCGACGUGUCGCCCAUGGACCAGAUGGUUCAGCGGUCUCUGGAUUUCCGUGAGUCCCGUGAGGCGGAGCCCCACCCGUUGUGGGAAUACCCGUGCCGAGCUUUGACCCUGCCCACUGCCGUCAUGACCUUUGACUUCACGCAGUGUGUCCCUGAGCAGCCAAUCAACGCUCAGGGCUUCUUCCCCUUUGUCAGGAGUGGCUCUUGCCACGGCGUUGCCAUAUGGAUGGAGUACCAGCUGACCGAGGAAGUCACCAUCAGCAUGGGUCUCUCAGGAGAUGUUGGGGAGCAGGGUGCUUGCGAGUGGAGUCGUCACAGAAAACAGGGCGUCUACUUUUUCCCGUCGCCGCGACAAAGCCUGGGGGAAGACGGCGGCGGCGGCAAAGUGUCUUACAGUUUCACCUUUGAACCCAGCUCAGGAGACAUCAGUAUGGAGUUCAACGUUGCCUCUGAUUCAGCGUGAUACGGAUGCUGAAGAUGUGAACUAUAAUUCAAACCCUAUUUUUACAUGUCAUUCACGAUGGUGACGCCCAUCUGGUGACCCGUUUUGUGCCUACUGUAUUUUGGAUUUGCUUCUGCUUAUUCUGGGAUUAUUAGUGCUGGGAUUAUAGCGAGUUCAUCAUACAACCGAGAACAAGACAAACUGAAAUCUUUCUAUUGAUAGAAAAUCCAAAAAUGUGGGAUAAGACAAUUUUUUUAUUGCUAGCGUUUGAGCGGAAUGUCCUGCCUACUUAUUUUUGCUGAACUAAAAGGUAUUCAAGGUUAACCAUUCUCAAAGAAUAGAAGCUGUCAAUUCAUGGUGAAAUUCGAUCAUGGUUAAGUCAAACUACUACAAAUACAAAAAGGUAUGGUAACACUUUACCAAGUACAUUAAUUAACCAUUUAAUAUAAGUUAAUGAAAUAAUAAGCAUUAUCUUAAUUAAUGGUCUAGUAAUCUUUGCUUAUGGCGUUCCUAUCUAUACAUUAGUUCAACAAUUGUUAAUGAAUGUACCUUUUUUGUAACAUUUUACCGUAUUUAUGAAAAGAUUGUUUGCUUUACAUUACAAUAAACCUCAUUCAAAUCA
Gadus macrocephalus (Pacific cod) is the source of this 2842-nucleotide messenger RNA. RefSeq names its product protein arginine methyltransferase 7 (gene prmt7). The transcript is spliced from 17 exons. The record is from RefSeq and is a predicted model, not a curated record. Gene Ontology annotation, biological process: peptidyl-arginine methylation. The coding region runs from base 172 to 2241 and encodes 689 amino acids. NCBI's taxonomy places the organism in Eukaryota, Metazoa, Chordata, Actinopteri, Gadiformes, Gadidae. Gene Ontology annotation, molecular function: protein-arginine omega-N monomethyltransferase activity.